CCCAACCUUUCCAAGCCCUCUUUUGUCCCUUCUCCCUUUUCAUUCUCUCACUCUGUCAACUUCAGUCCUUCUCCAACAGAUAUUUCUCUGAUUUUCUUUCUUUCUUUCUUUCUUUUCUUAAUACCAAUACACUUUUUUCUUUUUAUAAAUACAACCCAUCUUCACUCACUCUCUUCAUUACUACUACUCUCCCAACCAAACCAAACCCUAUCUCUGAUCUCUCUUUCUCUCUGAGUCUUGAUUAUUACAACAAUGGAAGUUUCUCAACAAACCAACGAAGAUGGCCAUGGUGGUGGGUCACCGAGGCAACAACAGCAGGUGGUGCAACAACAAGGGUCUUCUUCUUCAGGUGGGUUUCUGUGUAGACAGAGCAGUACUCGAUGGACUCCGACCACUGACCAGAUUAGUAUACUCAAAGACCUUUACUACAACAAUGGGGUUCGGUCCCCAACUGCCGAGCAGAUUCAGAGGAUCUCUGCUCGUUUAAGGCAGUACGGUAAGAUCGAGGGUAAGAAUGUCUUUUACUGGUUUCAGAACCAUAAAGCUAGAGAAAGACAGAAGAAGAGGUUCACUACAACUACUAAUUCUACUACGAACACUACCACUUCUACUGCUACUGCUACUGAUUCAACUCUUCAUCAUCCCAUGCAAAGAGGAGUGAUCAAUCCAAACGUUUGGAAACCUCAUCAUCAUCAAUACCAAUCUUUCAAUAAUCACAACAAGUUCUCUCCUGCUCCUAAUAAUAAUAAUAAUAAUAAUUCUUCGACCAUGCUUGGAGCUGGUCAGAUGGGGCACUUUGGAUAUGGAGGUGUGAAUUUUAGGGAGUGUGGUAGCAGUGGAGUCAAUGGCCACAACUUUGGAUGGGUUGGUGUGGAUCCUUAUUCUUCAACUUACAACACUUUGUUUGAAAAAAGAUCGAUAACUUUUGAUGAAGAAGAAGAAGAAGAAGAAGAUAACAAUAUUGAAGUAGAAUAUGAAGAAAUUCAUUCCCCAGAGAUUGAAACACUCCCUCUUUUUCCCAUGCACGCUGAGGACAUCAAUGGCUACUCCAACAAUUUCAAGCCCAACUACUCCGGCGGCGCCGCCUACUACUCAGGCUGGUUUUGUCCCGACGACGGUGGCCGCGGCGGUUCCCGGGCUUCCCUAGAGCUACGCCUCAACUCCUACAGCCGUGGCUCGCCGGACUCCUUUUAAUUUUAUUUAUGAUUAUUAUUGUGUAAUUAAUUAACUAAUUAUGCCAUGCAUGAAUGGAUAUAUCUAAUUAGUUAGUUAUAACUAUGCUAUGCUUGUUAAAAGGUAUUAUUAAUGAUGGUGUAGUAUCUACUUUGAGUAUGUUUGGCUCUCUGUAAAGCUCAAAGUUAAUGGGUAGUUGACACGUGUCGUGUGAAGAACUU
Messenger RNA from Humulus lupulus (European hop), 1394 nucleotides. RefSeq names its product protein WUSCHEL. Gene Ontology annotation, molecular function: DNA binding; DNA-binding transcription factor activity. The record is from RefSeq and is a predicted model, not a curated record. The transcript has 3 exons. NCBI's taxonomy places the organism in Eukaryota, Viridiplantae, Streptophyta, Magnoliopsida, Rosales, Cannabaceae. Gene Ontology annotation, biological process: plant organ development. Bases 253 to 1194 code for a protein of 313 amino acids.